CUAAACAAAAUCAUGAGUUUUGUUUAUUUUAAGAUCAGAUUACAUUCCUAUUGUAGUACUUUUUAAGUUUCAUGUAAUUUUGUAAUGGGUUGAAUUUUCCAACAAAUUAUGUACUAAAACAUAAAUGAAUAAGUUGUUAAAAUGAAUACUAAUAAUCAUGGUUGGACCUUAUGCCCUUCCAAAAGAUUUCCCGGUAAAUUUUAUUAUUUUAACGUCUUGAAUGGUGAAGCAGCUUGGAGUUUGACUGAUAAUGAAGGUACAGCCGUGGAAAAGAAUAAAGAAAUACAUAACAUCACAGACAACAAGCAUAAUUAUGCCGAACCAAGCAAUCCUCCUGAAAAUUCCAGACCAAUGACAGGGCCAAAGUAUUAUCCCAAAAUCGUACCAGAAUUUGGUCAAGCAGUCUUCCCUAAGUAUGUUCAGCCUUCUGUACCAAAUAUUGUUUGGACACCAAUACAUUUGCCAACACCUCUGUUUGCUACUUACAAUGUCAAGUCCACUGAAGAUAAAUUGACACAAACCGAGAUAGAUACACAUUUCCAAAUCCAAAAUACUAGGAUUCCUCUAAAUGAACGAUUCAUGAAUUAUAAAAGACCUGGAAUACAUUUCAAUGAAGACAUGAAUCUACAAAAUAAACCUGUUUUGAAUAAUGCUCAUUCUCCAAAUGAAACAUUUGGUACAUUUAGUCCAUUUAGUCCAACAGCUAAAUGUUUAAUCAAAGAACCAAUACUGAAAUUAAAUACUGACUUUCCUUCAUUGACCCCAAAAACACAAUCUCAAAACAAAUUCCUUCAAGAUUUUUCUAAAGUAAACCAAAAUGUUUUUUUUAAAGUAAACAAUAACAUUAAAUCCAAUAGUGAAAACACUUUUGCAAGACAGGAAAAUGGUAACGCUAAUAAUGAAUCAUUUAAAAACGAAGAAUGUCUGAUGAUAAAUUCACAAGGAGUACAAGAUCACAAAGAUCUAACGAAGUUAGAAAAACAUGAUCUGAGGCUAUUACUGCUUGCCAAAAAGAGAGGAACAUCUGAAAGGGUACAUCCUAGUAUUGAAAAAAAAACCAAGACAGUAUCGGAUGAACCAUCUAAACUGCUAACGUCUAUGAGGGUUACGUUCAAUUUAAACAAUCAAGAUUACAAUGAAGAGGAUAAACAGAACCAGAAUGUGACAUGGAAUUUGAGGAAUUUGUUUCUGGAAGACAUCAAUAGUUAUUUUCUCAUUGACAUCGAAACGUUUUUGGAGAAAUUGAAUUUGAUAGAAUGUUACAUUGCAGAAGAUGAGAACCGACGUCUCCUGAUACCGGAGCUGAUGUGGAACGAAAUUGAUGCCUUCUCUAGGGUCGACGCUCGUGACAUUAAAAUUGUAUGUGCGGCCAGGAAAAUAACGCGGAUGCUGGCAACACCGACACAGCAGUUUAUUAUCUUGCAAAAUAAAUGGGACGAACAUUUGAGAAUGUCGACGAACGAUCUGAUACUGAACUACUGUAUCGAGAUGGGUCACAGAGCGAUACUGAUAACGGACGAUUCGAAUCUGCGAAAACGGGCGGUAAAUUUAAAAAUAAAAUGCUUGAGCACUCAACAGAUCAGUUCAGAACGAAACGACUGUGACAUUCAUUUGUACAGAAAUAAAAGUCAAAAUGACGUCACUCAUCACUCUGAAGCAACAGGGAGCUGGCGCAUUGGCGAUGGCGCAUAUAAACUGACAUGCGACAAUAACACUGACGGCCAAAGGAAGUUGUCAUUUAAAAACACGAAAGGAACGGAAAACUUCGAGUUCAAUGCCAACGAGAUUGGGAAUGAAUGGAAUGAACGGUUUUUGAAUUUCGUUCCCGCAGACCACAGUCUAAGUUCCAUAGACAACGAAUUGAAAGGUUUCUCCGUGGUGAACGAUUUGAUCGAGCACAGAUUAAGGAGCAGAUUCGACGAAUGGACCUGUAGCUUCACGCAGAUCAUGGAGAGCACUAUUUUGAAUAUAAUACAGCCAAACGACAGACAACCUAUCAAUAGUUUAAUAGAAGCAUUAAUGAAACUCCGAAAUUAUUGUGAAGACGAAAAUAUUAAUAACAUCAUAAAGAAACUAAAGGACCUGUUCGAAAAUAAUUGUCAGAGAGGUAAAAUAAAGAAAGACAUUAUCGGGAAUGAAUUUAUGAAAAUAAUCGGCUGCGGUUUUAUUUUAUUAAAGAAUCUACAGAUAUACUACGCUAACGACCGGGACCUCGAGGAAGCCUGCGAGUCCAUGGACCACUUGAUACGUAACAUCGUGGACCCGGCCGCCGACCCGCACGCGCCCGACCACAGCGACAGCGACGCGCAGCAUCCGCCCGCCGGGACGGAUGCGCAGCACGAGAGGCGGAUCUUUAGAAAGAAAUCAACGGAAGUACUAAAUUACGUGAUGAAGCACUACCCUCAGUGGGAGAGCUGCGAGGGAAACGACGUGACCAGGAUCGCUGAUGAAAAGGCACAAAAAAUCCCCGACAGCCGGAAGGUAUUCAGGGCUUUGGGUAAAGAUUUGAAUCACCUAAAAAUAGACAGAAACAACAAUAUGUCUAUGACCGAAGCCAAUUUCGUACCGAAGACGACCCAGAAAGCUGUUAAUAAUAUCGGGAAAAUCAUUGAAGAUGGCAACAUUGAAACGGCCAGACCGAUGCUGAAACAUCAAAACGAUACGAUUCAAACGCAGAACAGAAUUGAGAAGAAAAUCGAUUUAAACACGAAGGAAGGGAUCAAUGGAAAGAAACUGAACAAUGAAGCUUCGAAAUUUGAAAAUUCAAAUGUCAUUACCGGCGCGGUUCGGUGCGAUAGUGAUGUGCGACUGGCGAUGAACAUAAACAGUUCCGAUUUGAAUCGAGACGUUUUGAAUGACGUUGAUGACGUCAUGUCCGUCAACGAUUUAUCCGACAGCGGUAUUGAAAACGACAGCUACCAAGCUUAUUCUCUGGCCAAGUCAUUUUUCUACGAGCUCAGCACGACUUUCAUUGAAGUACACGAAUUCAUAAACGAAACCGGCUCGUUGAUCCGACACAAGGACAUGGAGGAGCCGGAGAAGAUGGAAAUUAAUAAUAAAAUAAGGAAGACCUUAGAAUUGGUUAAUAAUGUUACUGGGAACUUGAAGAGGAUAAUAGAACGUGAAGACGACGGCGACAGGACAAUAAGACGGUACCUCAUUAAGGCGGGCAUCGAAGCAACCGCGGACCGGCGAAUGGACAAGUACGGUCAAGUAACGAAGAAAUGCCUGGAGCAAUGGCGCCACUCGCAAUCCGCGCUGCGGGCGAUGUUGGCACUGACCGAUAUCGUUAGCGACGAAACGUACGAUUUUGAUAACGCGACGAGCUCAGGUAGCGUACAGUAUAUUAAUAUAUUCGAAUAAUCAAUCUUCAAGGCUAAGAUUGUCCGGAAAUAUUCCUAAUCGGGUUUCCGUGUCGGAAAUCGCGGUUUAGAAUAGUCGGAAUGCAGGCCUUUCUGACAGAAUUCUCUAUAGGGGAGGACGUAUUAAAACAAAAUUGAAUUUGUUAAAUGUUCAUAAAAAAAAAAAAACUAAGCGACAAUAGAUUUUAAAUUUCUGUUUGCGUAUUGCAUCGUAAAAAUCUACGAGCUUCCACGACGCGUCGUAAGAACUUGCGAAUUGAUUCGCGUCUCGCAUUCCUGCGAUGUUAAAGGCUUCGUCAAACAGAACGCGUAAUUAGCGCGCGUCAGAGCGCUAAACUGAC
This is a messenger RNA of Bombyx mandarina (wild silkworm), 3703 nucleotides long. RefSeq lists its product as uncharacterized. NCBI's taxonomy places the organism in Eukaryota, Metazoa, Arthropoda, Insecta, Lepidoptera, Bombycidae. The record is from RefSeq and is a predicted model, not a curated record.